AUGACUACGGUUCUCUUAGUGUUCCUCGGAAUUUACACCAUUCUCCGAACAGUUUCAUUGCCCGAGUUGAACCUUGUACGUUUUCAGACGUAUCGAACGGUCAAUGUAUACAUGGUCAUGGUGAGCGCUCAGGUUACGAACGUCGUGCUGCUUGUGCUAAUUUUAGGUGCGCAUGGCUACGGUGAAGUAAUUGAUCAGCUAGAUCAAACGGUUAACCAAUUACGUUGCUUUGAAUUUAACUGCUCCUACUGGCAGAAAAGAAAGGUUUCCCGGCAUCGCCUUUGCUGUGACGCUAGCGACAGUAUCCUUCGUCUGAACACAUUGCACAAUGCCAUUACGGAAAUCGUACAGAGCGUGUUCAAAGUACUUCAAAUACUGAUCCUACUAACAAAUCUCAACCAGUUUGUCGUGAUACUAUCUAGACUUUACUUCAUCUUCGUGCCGGUGAUUCAGCAAUGGCAGCAUGGUUUGCAAUUCGAACGAAUCUUCAACUCCUUGGUGUUCGUUAGUUUCGAAAUAGUGCAAUGUUAUUUCCUCACGCUUGGAUCGAGCGUUAUGGCAAAGCAGGCCCGUAAACCUGGGUUUGUGCUGAACGUCUACAUUAACGCGCAUUUGGACGUACGAACCGAACAAAGUAUGGACAUUUUCGAACUGGCGUUGCUGACAACGGAAAGCAAAGUACAAAUUGCCGGCAUGUACACGAUGGAUUUACUGUUUUUAUAUUCGCUAGCCACAACUGCCACAACCUAUUUACUUGUGCUGGUACAAUUUCAAUUAAAUAUGCCUUAA
This is a messenger RNA of Anopheles coustani, 789 nucleotides long. RefSeq names its product gustatory receptor for bitter taste 66a-like. The record is from RefSeq and is a predicted model, not a curated record. Bases 1 to 789 code for a protein of 262 amino acids. The transcript is spliced from 5 exons. Gene Ontology annotation, biological process: sensory perception of taste. NCBI's taxonomy places the organism in Eukaryota, Metazoa, Arthropoda, Insecta, Diptera, Culicidae. Gene Ontology annotation, cellular component: membrane.